Messenger RNA from Radiomyces spectabilis, 2142 nucleotides. RefSeq names its product CP2 transcription factor-domain-containing protein. Gene Ontology annotation, molecular function: DNA-binding transcription activator activity, RNA polymerase II-specific; RNA polymerase II cis-regulatory region sequence-specific DNA binding. The transcript has 8 exons. Bases 263 to 1660 code for a protein of 465 amino acids. The record is from RefSeq and is a predicted model, not a curated record. Gene Ontology annotation, cellular component: nucleus. NCBI's taxonomy places the organism in Eukaryota, Fungi, Mucoromycota, Mucoromycetes, Mucorales, Radiomycetaceae. Gene Ontology annotation, biological process: regulation of transcription by RNA polymerase II.
ACAAGCAUAAACAACAGUAAAAACGGUUGAUACGCAAAGUCUAUUUAUUGGCAACGAUAAGCAACGGUUCCCUCCCCCUUUCUCUUCCUUUUUGUUUUGCAGUUAUUAUUAUCUCUUUACUCAUUUUCCUUUUUAUCUGUCUACUUUCUCUUUAACUUCUUGUAUUAAACCUGUCAAGUAAAGGUAUUUUUGUCACUUCUUUCCCAGAAACAUGGCAAAAUCAUUAUCCACAGUCAUAUUUAUUUUUUUCGUUAGUUAAAUCAUGCUUGUGAACUCUUCCUUCCGUCAUUAUCCAUACGUGUCUCCUCCUUCUUUCCAAUCAUCACCGCCCUCGCAACUAUACAUGGAUGGAGUACCGUGUCAUUUGAUUUCCUCAUCAAAUCAUUCUAGUCCCACGUCCUUGAGUCCUACGCACAGUCCCUCAGUGCACGGAUUUCCUAGUUUGCAACACCCAUAUUCGUCACCGCCGCAGUCAUCACCUUCAGCUUUAUUCAUGGUGCCAUCACCUCCGGCUAGUUGUUUGUCGACCACAAAUAUCCGCUAUGAAGUUAUCCUUGAAGCACCUACAGCAGCAGCACAAAAGGCCGAGGAGUCACCUUUGACUUACCUUAACAAAGGUCAAUUUUACAAUAUAUCGUUGAAAGAUAUGGAAGGGUACAAUGGGAACAUCACCAGUACGCUGAUUAUCAUGUUCCAUGACGAAAACCAUCGAAAAGUUGCCAGUAACUACUGGAAAUUCUGGAAAAGCCAACAAAAAGAUGGUGUCAAUGCACGAGCCGUUGAUCUCGAUGUGAGCCGCUCAAAAGGUAUCCAAAAUGUCGAAUGCAAAUACUUUGAUCGUGUUACGUUCCAAUGGAACGGCAAUAAGGGAGCCUCGGUUAAUAUCCGGUUCAACUGCCUGUCGACCGACUUCUCACGAAUCAAGGGCGUCAAAGGUAUUCCUUUACGCUUACAUAUGGAAAGCCAUGCUGCUUCUCCCGAAGUUCUCGAAAAGACUUAUUGCAGAAUCAAGCUAUUUCGUGAUAAAGGUGCAGAACGCAAGAACAAAGACGAUGCCAAGUAUAUUGAGAGACAACUGGAGAAACUACGAGGAAAGAAUGGAGAAGCUCACCCUUUGUGGUUGACUCAUUCUCAAACACAAGCUUUCACCCUAUUUCGUGAAAUUCCCGCUUCUGCCACUGAAGAAAAGAAUCUCCUUCUACCCAACGAAAGUCCACAAGCCAUGACACUCCCUCCGCCAACAGUUCCAUGUCGUGGCAUCAAGCGCCCUUCGUGCUCGCCCGCUGAGGAGGAUGUACAGUUCCAUCCUAGUCUUCGGUAUAUGAUGCCCAGUCUCGACGUCGAUCCUACCUAUAUACCACAGUGCCGACGUCGUAUUGCCAAACUCAGCAUCUUUGUACGCUUCGGAAACAGCGAUGUACACCGUGCUGUGUAUCUUGAACACUUGACCGUGCAAGAACUCAUCCAAAAGAUUGCCGAAAAAAUGAACCUUAACAGACAAGUUACGGACGUGAUUCGCCAUGUUUCCACCCAAAAGAAAGAUCAUCUCGUCGUUUCGGUAGAUGAUGCUAUGGUUGAAGAUAUCCCAGAACAACAAGAUAUGGAGAUUGACACAAAACUUAACGAUGACGGUGCCUUAACCCUCAUUCUUCGCUAUUAGUCGCCAUUGCAUCAUGCUUUUUUUUCUCUUUUUCUUCCUUUUGAUUGUCUUCAUUUCGCCUGCUAUUUCACCACGGGUUUGUUUAUUGUAUACAGAUGCACCACCAAUGUUAUUUCUAUCCAUGUAAUUUCCAGUCCUUCUGUGUUUUCUUUCUUUCAUCCUUUGUUAACGCUCGUACAUAAGUUUUCCAUUCUAUGCAUAUCACCUACUUUUUAUCGUUCAUUUUUUUCUUUGAUUAGGUGAAUAAAACAAAUAUCCAUGUUCUUCUUUUUGCUGGCACAAAAAAAAGGCACUUGUCAACCAACUACCGAUGUUCGAACACCAAAAUGAUGAUUUACAAAUAAAUGCAGUUAUUUUUAUUAAUUGACAUUUUAAAAGGUUUAUUGGCCACCCAUUUCCUUGGCGAGUUCUUCGGCACGCUUCUGGACAUCGCUGAUAUCACCCUGCAUGUAGAAAGCGGAUUCGGGAAGAGCAUCGUGCUU